Messenger RNA from Portunus trituberculatus (swimming crab), 1259 nucleotides. RefSeq lists its product as uncharacterized. The record is from RefSeq and is a predicted model, not a curated record. The transcript has 5 exons. Lineage: Eukaryota; Metazoa; Arthropoda; Malacostraca; Decapoda; Portunidae. The coding region runs from base 468 to 1259 and encodes 263 amino acids.
AAUCUAAUGUUACCAGGAGAAAUAUAUCACUCCUAUAAAAAUUAUUUAGGCCAAUCUAACUCCCAAAAUAACCAGAAUUCUUGAAGCUGAUAUACCUCUAAGUUUUAGCUGAUAACCAUUCCCAUUCCUAAACCAAUUUCGGCACCUAUACACCCAGAAGAGUUUUGUACCUUCCAUUUUCAAAUGACAUUUAUGAAUAUGGCUCAAUACCCAUUCUUUACAGUUUCGUGUGUCCAGUUUGUGAUACACCGUAUGAGCAACAGUCGCAGGCAGAAGUGUGUAUUGCAUCGCAUUUUGGACAGGGUUUUGUAACUCCUCUCACCCAUGAAGAAGACAGGGAGAAGAUAGAAGUAAAAAGGUACUCCUGUGGUCGCUGCAACACAGUGUAUGAUAGUGAAGACCGGGCGUCACUGUGUUUUGCACGUCAUCUUGCACAAGAUGUCUGGAAUGCAACAGAAUCCAGUGAAAUGGAUUCAACCCCUAUAGACUCACAGUUGCAUACCAGUACAUCAGAACAGUACAGUGGCCAGCGGCAAACACCGUGGACAGAAGAUACUGUCGACAUACUGCUGAGAGCUGUGAGGGAUGCAUUCCCACGUUUGGAUGGGAAGCUGGAGAAGAGAGACCGUGUGUGGCGUGACAUUUUUGCUGUUGUUUCACCUCAACCUCAUCAUGUGGAUUUAUUAACAUUAGUGGUCCCUGGGGCUACUAUGCAACAGUGUAAAGUGAAGUGGAAAAAUUUAAGGUAUGCCUUCAUGCGUUAUAUUGAAAACAUGAAGACAACAGGAGCUCGUAAACUGCAUGUACCCCAGGGAUACGAUCUUCUUUGUUCAUUCCUUGGUGAACGACCCAUCGCACACCCUAGAACUGAGAGGUGUGGCCUUGAGAAUGAACAAUUACGUGAUGCUCUAGUUACAGGAACCACAACUAUCAAGACUGUAACUCCUGUUGCAGGAGCCUCAGGUGUCAGCAGGAUUGUCACCCUGUUGCAGGACCAUCAGGUGUCAGCAGAGCUGACACUCCUGUUGCAGGACCAUCAGGUGUCAGCAGGAUUGUCACUCCUGUUGCAGGACCAUCAGGUGUCAGCAGGGCUGACACUCCUGUUGCAGGACCAUCAGGUGUCAGCAGGAUUGUCACUCCAGUUGCAGGACCAUCAGGUGUCAGCAGAGCUGACACUCCUGUUGCAGGACCAUCAGGUGUCAGCAGAGCUACCACUCCUGCAUCAAUGUCUGAUCCUGAUGACCCGCCACCAUUAUUAA